AUGUCACUUGGAUACGAUUUCUAUUGUCUCCUGAAAAUACCAUCUUUCUGCUGGAAAAUCGUGGCCGACAUUUCAAAGGUCAGAGACUCACCUGUUUUCUCUCAGGCAACAUCUCUCCCUGGUGUACAUAUGCAAAAAGAUACGCAUCAUUGCUUUCCCCAACAACCCCACCCCUCGAGAACAAAGGACCCUGUUAGUCUUCUGCCCUUCGAUGAUGCCUCAACUUCCAACGACGAUCUCCUCUGCCUCCGGCAUCCUCAAGUUCAAACUCCAGGAAUGCCGCAUGAAGUUAGAUUAUCUCAAAUACUACCAGGAAGCCAGCAGAAUGCGGUUGAGCCGGACCUUGGAGGAGACGAGCUCGCCGCAAGGCUUCAUCACGUUUUAGAUUUUGGACGAGAAUGCAACUACAACAACAAUAAGGAUGAUCAGCAGCAUGUAAUUGCGUUGCUGGAGAGGGUGUACGCGGCAGUGAUGUAUUCAAAGUCUAACGUCCGAGGAGAUAGCAGGUCCACAAGCAGAACCCAGGCAGGUGAAAUUUCGGCGAGAUGUUCUGGCAUUCCACGCUGCAUCGAGAUUAGAAGGCAGAGAGAGCCAGAUGUUCUUGAAUAA
Molecule: messenger RNA, 609 nt
Organism: Paracoccidioides brasiliensis Pb18
Exons: 3
Coding region: 1-609 (202 amino acids)
Source: RefSeq, a predicted model, not a curated record